GUCAUUGUUGAUAUGGGGGUUCGGGCGUGCUACGAAGCAGAAAUUGAUCUGGAUGCCUACUAUAAGGUUGCUAUGAAAACCUUUGUCGAUAAUGUCUGUCGCCAAGUUAUCGAGAGGCACAUUCUUGCUAAGCUUUCAAAUGUAUUCAAUCCGAUGACGGUCAGUAGCUAUUCAGAUGAAGAUCUACUCUGCUUGGCUGCCGAGUCAUCUAAGCUUAGCAAACGUCGGGUUGAGGCAAGUCAACUACAAGAGGCAUUAGAAGACAGCCUUCGUGAAUUGCGUUGA
Molecule: messenger RNA, 285 nt
Organism: Aspergillus ruber CBS 135680
Lineage: Eukaryota; Fungi; Ascomycota; Eurotiomycetes; Eurotiales; Aspergillaceae
Exons: 2
Source: RefSeq, a predicted model, not a curated record